AUGAUGCAUCAGCGGAGGCUUCCAAGGCCGUCCAACGACAGGCGACAUCGACAUCGGCAUCGGAACCAUCGCAUCCACCUAGAGUAGUCGCUUCUUACGAAGGCGAUGGCCUUAUUUGGAACUGCCCUCUCGCUCCUCAUCCCACCGGCGAGGUGUCAAUGGCUCUCGCGGACGGUAACGUCGUGUGUGAGGACUUCAGUCGGGUGGACGUGGGCUCCUUCGGUACGCUCGUCGGCGUGUUUGACGGCCAUGGCGGCCCGCACGCCGCGCGAUUCGCGGCGGACAGCCUCCUCGGCCACGUGCACCGCGCGCUCGGAACCGGGCCCUUCCAAGAGGCAGAGGAGCAAAGCCGUGGGGCCAGCGUGGGGGGAAGAAGCGUGCACGAUGGGAAUGGAAGCACGCAUGGUGGUGGCGGUAUGUGUGGUCGAGAAGGAGGCGGAGAAGAGAACCUCCCAAGGCCGGGAGGUGAUGCAUCAGCAGCGCGUGCGCGAGAUGCCUCUGGGGUGGUCUCCGCAAGCGUACACGGAGUAGCAGCAGUGCAAAGAGAGGCAGCGCGGGAGGAAGCGCCAGCCGCAGCACCAGCAGCGACUCUCGCACCAGGAUUAGUAGCAGGAGCAGCAGGAGGGACGACAAAAGCCACGUGUGCCUCCCCGACACCGGACUCCGCCGAUCGCAUUACCAACGACGAGCAGCGCGCGUGCAGCGCAGUCCUAUCCGCGUUCGCGUCGACCGAAGCGGAUCUCCUGGCCCUCGUGCGCGCCGCGUGGCACCACCGCCCCGAGCUCGCCAACACGGGCACCUGCGCGCUCGUCGCCUUCUUCCCCGCGCACGGCGCCUCCCUCGUCGUCGCGUCCCUGGGCGACUCGCGCGCCGUGAUGGGACGGAGGCGGCCGCGAGUGGGAGGGCUGCUGGAGAGCACGCAGACCGUUUCUCUAUCCGAAGAGCACAACGCAAGCCAGGAGCGGGAGCGACACCGGCUGCAGCAGAACCACCCGGGAGACCCCACAGUCGUCAUGCACCGCAACGGAGCGUGGCGCGUGAAGGGAAUCAUCCAAGUCACGCGCUCUCUAGGCGACUUCUACCUGAAGCACAAGGAGUUUCAGCAGCCGCCGCUGCCCAGGAGGUUCCGUUUGGAUCAUCUGGGGUCGCCGUCGGGUGUUGCCCUGCGCCGGCCGCUGCUGAGGAGUGACCCGAGCGUGGUGCAUGUGCGGGUAGGCGAGGAGGACCGGUUUGUGAUCCUGGCGUCCGACGGCCUGUGGGAGCAUGUGAGCCGCGCGGAGGCUGUCAAGAUGGUUGACUCGCGCCCAAGACAGGGCAUUGCACACUACCUUGCCCGCACGGCCGUGUCGCGAGCAGCGCGUAAGGCGGGUGUGACGAGAGGAGCAGCACCGGUAGUUGAGCGCUUUGCCCACCUCGCGACCCUCGCCCAUCGCCCACCCACCGCCCGUCGCCCUCGCCGCCUAGCCGCCCGUCGACCUCGCUUCCCUCGCCCAUCGCUCUCGCUUCCCCCGCCAGUCGCUCUCGCUUUCCCCGCCUACCUCCCUCGCCUCGCCCGUCCCCCUCGCUGCUUCCCCGCCCGCCGCCCUCGCUUCCGCCCGUCGCCCUCGCAUCCGCCCGUCACCCGCCCUUCCGCCCACCGUCCUUCCUUCCCCUCGUCGCGCUCCCUUCCGCCCGUCGCCCUCCCUUCGUCUUGUCGCCCUCCCGUCCUCCCGUUGCCUUCCCUUCCGCCCUCCGCCCUUCCUUCCCCUCGUCGCGCUCCCUUCCGCCCGUCGCCCUCCCUUCGUCUUGUCGCCCUCCCGUCCUCCCGUUGCCUUCCCUUCCGUCCUCCGCCCUUCCUUCCCCUCGUCGCGCUCCCUUCCGCCCGUUGCCCCCCUUCGUCUCGUCGCCCUCCCUGCCGCUCGUCGCCCUCCCUGCCGCUCGUCGCCCUCCCUGCCGCUCGUCGCCCUCCCUGCCGCUCGUCGCCCUCCCUGCCGCUCGUCGCCCUCCCUGCCGCUCGUCGCCCUCCCUGCCGCUCGUCGCCCUCCCUGCCGCUCGUCACCCUCCCUCCCGCUCGUCCCCUCGCAAUCCCCGUCUAUCUCUCUCCCCCGCCGCCCUCCCAUCCACUCCUCGUUGCCCUCGGCAUCCCUCCCUUGCUCCCUUCACAUCUCGCACACUUGUCACGCCCCCUUUCCAACCCGCACUUACACCCUUCCCUCUCCCCAAUAAUCGCCUUUCACCCCCACACAGCUUACCUCUCUUCCUCUUCCCCCCAUCAAUUGCCCUGCUCCCCACCGUCCUCCCCCCAGCUCUCUCCCCGGCAUCUCUCCCGCUCCCCACGUCCUCUUCCCUGUUUCCCCGUAUCCCCUGCAAUGCUUCCCCCAAACUUCUUCCCUGUUUCGCCGUAUCCCCUGCGCUGCUUCCCCCCAUUCUCUGACUUGCUUCCCCCCAUCCCUUUCCCUGCUCCCCCCCGUCCACUCCCUUGCCUCCCCCCAUCCCCGUCCCUGCUUUCCCCCAUCCCCUUCCCUGCUUCCCCCCGUCCCCUCCCCUGCCCCCCCCCAUCCCCUUCCCUGCUUCCCCCAUCCCCUUCCCUUCUUCCCCCCAUCCCCUUCCCUGCUUCCCCCCAUCCCCUUCCCUGCUUCCCCCCAUCCCGUUCCCUGCUUCCCCCCAUCCCCUUCCCUGCUUCCCCCCAUCCCGUUCCCUGCUUCCCCCCAUCCCGUUCCCUGCUUCCCCCCAUCCCCUUCCCUGUUUCCCCCCAUCCCCUUCCCUGCUCCCCCCCAUCCCCUUCCCUGCUUCCCCCCAUCCCCUUCCCUGCUUCCCCCCAUCCCCUUCCCUGCUUCCCCCCAUCCCCUUCCCUGCUUCCCCCCAUCCCCUUCCCUGUUUCCCCCCAUCCCCUUCCCUGUUUCCCCCCAUCCCCUUCCCUGCUUCCCCCCAUCCCCUUCCCUGCUUCCCCCCAUCCCCUUCCCUGCUUCCCCCCAUCCCCUUCCCUGUUUCCCCCCAUCCCCUUCCCUGUUUCCCCCCAUCCCCUUCCCUGCUUCCCCCCAUCCCCUUCCCUGCUUCCCCCCAUCGCCUUCCCUGUUUCCCCCCAUCCCCUUCCCUGCUUCCCCCCAUCCCCUUCCCUGCUUCCCCCCAACCCCUUCCCUGCUGUCGACCUCGCUUUCCCCCUCCCGUCAACCUCGUUUUUCCACUCCCGUUGA
Closterium sp. Naga37s-1 is the source of this 3173-nucleotide messenger RNA. Lineage: Eukaryota; Viridiplantae; Streptophyta; Zygnematophyceae; Desmidiales; Closteriaceae. The record is from the annotation of a GenBank genome assembly.